AUUGUUGUCUGUUAACCACAAUAAGGAUGGCCGCUAUCACAAGAUCCCGACAAAAGCUGCGCAAUCCGCCAGAUGCUGUUGCUGCUGACCCUCCCUCUGUACGGUUUGCCGAAACUCCUGCUCAACCAGCAGAUUCCGGUUCCGUGGACAGAACCGGCAAAUCCUCAAAAACAGAAGGAAAGAAGAAAGUGGCAAUAGGAACCACAAUUGCAAAACAAUUGAUGAAGGGAGGAAAGCGUGGUCAAGGGCAAGGCGACCUUAAACUUGAAGAUUUGGAUGAAGCUGUCUUAAGACGAAGAUUAGAGACGUUAGAGACAGAGCUAGCAGAUUAUAAGGCUAAAUGCGAGCGACAUAAAAAAGAGAAUGACUGGUAUCGAGAAGAGAUUGAAGCCUGUCAGCGGGACACCGCCGAAUACAUUUCAUACCUAGAGUCAAAAAAGUCUGAGAAACAAAGUGCCAUCGACCAGCUGAUUGAAAGCAGCAAACUAGAUUUGGAGAGCUUUGUUGCCAAGAAGAAGGCCAAAGAAGUGGAAAACGAGGCCAAGAUGGAAGACCUACGCAAGCAGAUCUUAGAUCUUGAAGACAAAAUUGACACCAAACAACAAGAAGUCCAAAGUCUUUCAGAUGUUAUGUCCCGUCGCGCCCGACACGAAUCUGAUAUCGCCCACCUCCACAAAGAAAUGCAGGAAGCCGAGCAUCAGCACCAAAUCCGAGUAGCAGAGCUCGAAAGAACGUUACUGGAAGAGCGCAUUAAAGUUCAGAAAGAGACAGAUGCAAAGAUCAAGGAGAUGGAGAGCGCGGCACAUGAGAAAGCCCACAAGUAUUUAACCACCCACAUUAGCGCUCUUGACUCAGAGAACCAGCGUUUGUCGACUCAACUGCGAGCACUUAUAACCCGAACACAGGAUCUCCUUGACCAGAAGCACAAGCUGGAAGCUCAAAAUAUCCAACUGCUGCGUGAUUCAACUGUUCGUCAGGAUAUGCUGAAUAUCCGACUUCAAAAGGUGGUCCAAUCCGAAAAACGGCGAGAAAGAGGGCGAGACAAGAGAAGGGAUUUGGAAAAAUUGGAAAGAAAAAGAGCAAUGGAGAAGGUGGUCCGGAUGGCAGCAGAAAGAGAGAAGAUGACUGAGUGGGCAGGAACUCGGGGUGUUUCGGCCGGAGCGGUGCUUAGAACACCUCCCGCAGGACGCCCAGGUGAAAUCGCUGAACUCAUCUUCACCACGGAGGCGAAAGGUAAGGAAGGAGCUAUUGCCUCCUUAACUAUCAAGGACGAAGACCUCGAUUGGUCGGAUGAGGAAGAUGAUGAAUAUCUAUAAACACAUACUAGUGCACAAUUCUGUUAUCCAUGUCUGUACAAAUUAAAACAAUUACUUGAAUACCAUCCAUGAUAAACCAUA
Messenger RNA from Spizellomyces punctatus DAOM BR117, 1397 nucleotides. RefSeq lists its product as uncharacterized. The record is from RefSeq and is a predicted model, not a curated record. The transcript is spliced from 7 exons. Bases 27 to 1316 code for a protein of 429 amino acids. Lineage: Eukaryota; Fungi; Chytridiomycota; Chytridiomycetes; Spizellomycetales; Spizellomycetaceae.